Molecule: messenger RNA, 1158 nt
Organism: Kluyveromyces marxianus DMKU3-1042
Lineage: Eukaryota; Fungi; Ascomycota; Saccharomycetes; Saccharomycetales; Saccharomycetaceae
Gene: INP54
Product: phosphoinositide 5-phosphatase INP54
Exons: 1
Coding region: 1-1158 (385 amino acids)
Biological process (GO): phosphatidylinositol dephosphorylation
Molecular function (GO): phosphatidylinositol-4,5-bisphosphate 5-phosphatase activity
Source: RefSeq, a predicted model, not a curated record
AUGAGUGAUCCGAUAAGAGUGUUUGCGAGCUCUUUUAAUUGUGCGAAAGCAUUUCCAGUUCAAGAUAUCGAAGCACAAAAGUCGUUGAUCGAACAGUUAAUACCACAUAUAUCCCAUCACGAUGUAUACAUUUUAGGAUUUCAGGAAUUGGUUUCAAUCUGGGAAGGAUCUUUUCCCAAUGUAUGCUUACAAUACUUAAGAGGGGUAUCAAAAGUAGUUUUGGAAAGGAUAAAUACAGAUGAAUCGGUAUUCAAGUGUGUUGAUGUUAACUGUCUAGGAGGAAUGGGCAUCAUGGUGUUCUGCAGAAACGAAUAUGAGUUAAGUAACGUUACGAAAGGAAAUGUUCGAUGUGGGGCAUUUUAUUCAAGUUUGAAAGGUGCUACUGCCACUAAAUUUACUAUAAAACGUUCUGGUGUAGUUGAUACGAUUACCUGUUUAUCUUCUCACUUGGCAGCAAAUGAAGGCUUGAUAAAUUUGGAGAAGCGUAUCCAGGAUUACCAUGCUAUAAUGCAAUCCUUACGAGAACAGUUUGGUGAUAUAGACAGCACCAAUUUUAUAUUUAUUGGUGAUCUAAACUUUAGAUUGAACAAACGCUUUGGUGAUAUCAAUUAUAUGGAUCCAGACAUUAUUUCACAAUUACUAGAAGAAUGCGAUGAAUUGAAAGACGUUAUAAAAACAGGAAGAGCCUUUGAGAAUUUCAAGGAAGCAGAAAUUCUCUUCCCUCCAACAUUCAAAUACAAUGUCGCGGACAGCAAGGCUCUCCCACCUAUCGAUCCAUUAACGUACAAUUUUAAGCGUCAACCUUCUUGGUGUGACAGAAUACUCUAUUCUAACAACGAGAAGGCAACAACAUCUUUAUACAAAGCCAUUCCAAGAACCCCAGAAUUCCACUUUACCGAUCAUCAACCAGUUAUUUUAUCAAUAGAAUUACCGCAUAUCGAAGCGGUAUCAGACUUUGAGGCUGAGGAAAUUACUGAUACAGGUGAAGAAACUAACGAAUUAGAAAAGUUGUUACCGACGUCAUCAGUCAGUUCCCUUUCUCUUAGUUGUGGCAGAAUAGUGGAUUAUAUUAUGGGAUAUUCCGGUUGGUUAUAUUGUAAGCACCCUAAGUGGUUACUAGUUAUCAUAACUCUCUUCUCCAUCUACUGGUUAGCAUGA